Molecule: messenger RNA, 1116 nt
Organism: Plasmopara halstedii
Lineage: Eukaryota; Oomycota; Peronosporomycetes; Peronosporales; Peronosporaceae
Exons: 1
Coding region: 1-1116 (371 amino acids)
Biological process (GO): rRNA (guanine-N7)-methylation
Cellular component (GO): nucleolus
Molecular function (GO): rRNA (guanine) methyltransferase activity
Source: RefSeq, a predicted model, not a curated record
AUGCCGUACAAAAGUCUGCGGCCUGAAGAGCGUGGCAACGCAUUGUCCACAUCUUUCUCAUCUGCAGCGCUUGAAUUCUAUAGUGAAAAGCAGUCUGACGUGUAUACAACAUCUGCGAAUGCGAGGCUUCAAGAGGAUUUAACGCGACAUGCACUAGAACUUCUGUUUCUAGAUCUAACAUGUACCAGGGCCAAAGCUGAUGUCUUGUUGUUAUUAGAUGUGGGAGCUGGAUCCGGAUUAAGCACGAAGGCUGCUCAGAAAUGGUCUCAAGAGAAAAAAAUAUCUGUAUUUACGCUGGCGUUUGACAUCAGUGCAUCAAUGUUGUCUUUGGCAGCGAAGGAGACUCGAUUGUGUACCGAGUUUUACCGUGGCAAUGCUGCACAGAGUUUCCCUAUUCGUUGUGGUAUACUCGAUGGUGCUAUUGGUAUCUCUAUGCUUCAGUGGUUGCAGCCAAGAGGAUUAGAAGUGUGUUUCUCUUCACUAUUUAAACUUCUUUCGGAUGUCCAUGACUCUCGUGUCGUGUUUCAGGUCUAUCCGUCGAGUAAAGCAGAUGUAGACAAGAUGGAAAUGAUUGCUAUACAAAUGGGAUUUUAUCGUGCUGAAGCGUUUAUAUCAUUUCCCCACAUGACAUCAGCAAAAAAGUGGUUUAUUUGUUUGGAAAAACGGAUAAGCUCUCAAACACACCAUGCGCAAGAAGAAAAGCAUGAAUUAUGUAUAUUUGCUAGACGAUACGAUAGGCGGUGUGUGCUACAAUGGCUUGGAAAUCGAGAUGGUAAUGUCAAAGAGAUUUGGAAGCGAGUUGAGAAGGAGCACGUCAAGAUUGCGUGGCACAUUUGGCGGAAGUAUCGACGGUAUCUUGUGAACGUUGAGACUGAUGUUAAAAGUGAUAAAAUAUCCCUAAUUUAUCAUAAGAAGAUGAUGCACACUAAGGCGCAGCAAACGCUAAGCAUUUACCCUAGUGAUGAAACAAUUGGACGUGCAUUGAAAGUGCAUUUUGAAGAAAGAGCCGAAAAGAUUACACUUGAUUUCUUACAACAACAUUCGGCAGAAGUCGUUCGAAUAGUCCAUUCAGCUUACACAGAGGCUAGAAAACGUGAGCUUGCCAUGCAUUUAUGA